UGUACUACAUCCCCAGUCCUCCUCCCACAUUUCCCUGUUUUCUCUGCCAGAUUGUGACCUUAUGAGGUCAAGGUCAGUAUCUUGGUCGAGUGUAUUUCUGCAUGAGUCUUACACAAAAUGAAAGUUUAUUGAACAUACGAACCCCUUGGAUUUCCACCCCUACUUCCACACAGGAAAUGCUCCCGGGGAGAGAAGGCGGGCUAACAAUGAGCCGGGAGGUCUGGAUUCCGGAUUCUGAGGAGUUAGUUGGGAGCCAUGCUUAAUGAGCCCAGACUCCUCAGCUCCAUUUUGGGAUGACCUGGAAAGCAACCCUUCUGGAUUCCAGAGUAGGGUGAUUAAGAGUCAGGGAGGACACUUGAAUCUUUUUUUUUCUCACCCGAAUCUUCUGAAGAAGCUAAGGGGCCUAGGUUCGAGUUUAAGGAGAUUCGGAAUUUGUCUCCAAGUCUGGUUGAGACCAGUGCAGAAGGCAAGGAUGCCGGGGUGCGAUGUGCGAUGUGCGAUGGAGAUCUUGACCCCUCACUCUGGAGUGGACAGGGAACUGCUUCUUUGCACCCGGGUCCCGCCCCUUUCCGGAAAGCUUCUCUGAUUGGUUGCCCUUCCGAAACGUCAGGCGGUCCCGCCCCGGCGCGCGCCCCGCCGCGUGCCCACCCCCGGGUGGCUGCUGCAGCCUACGCUGUCUCUGCCACUGUCCACCGCCCGCUGAGCUGGACCCAGAGAGGCUCCAGGCCGGGCGUUUGCUUCUGGACCGCCGCGGCGAGCGGGCGAUGCUCCAGCGGCCUGAGCAGGCAUGGAGGCCGAGGCAGGCGGCCUGGAGGAGCUGACAGAUGACGAGAUGGCGGCGCUGGGCAAAGAGGAGCUGGUGCGGCGCCUGAGGCGAGAAGAGGCAGCGCGCCUGGCCGCACUGGUGCAGCGCGGCCGCCUCAUGCAGGAGGUGAAUCGGCAGCUGCAGGGUCACCUGGGCGAGAUCCGCGAGCUCAAGCAGCUCAACCGGCGCCUGCAGGCCGAGAAUCGCGAGCUGCGCGACCUCUGCUGCUUUCUGGACUCGGAGCGCCAGCGCGGGCGGCGCGCGGCGCGCCAGUGGCAGCUUUUCGGGACCCAAGCAUCCAGGGCGGUGCGCGAGGACCUGGGUGGCUGUUGGCAGAAGCUAGCCGAGCUGGAGGGCCGACAGGAGGAGCUGCUGCGGGAGAAUCUGGCGCUUAAGGAGCUCUGCCUGGCGCUGGGCGAGGAGUGGGGUCCCCGAGGCGGCCCCGGGGGCGCGGGAGGCUCAGGCGCCGGCCCGACACCCGAGCUUGCCCUCCCCCCCUGCGGACCCCGCGACCUAGGCGACGGUAGCUCCAGCACCGGCAGCGUGGGCAGCCCGGAUCAGUUGCCCCUGGCCUGCUCCCCCGACGACUGAGGGCGCUGCUUCUACGCCGAUGCCCGCCCGGAUUGCUCCCUGAGCGCCCGGACUGCUGUGGACCUUGGGAUCUGGGCGCUGGCAUGGACGAAGAAGCCCUGGUACUAAGGAGGCCCCCUCGAUCUCGCUGGCGGGGCAGCAGGGGAACUGAAGGCUGGAGCGGAGGGACUUACUGGGGGUUGUGUGGGGACUAAUAAACCGGGAUGGAAGCCGA
Messenger RNA from Heterocephalus glaber (naked mole-rat), 1610 nucleotides. RefSeq names its product coiled-coil domain containing 85B (gene Ccdc85b). Gene Ontology annotation, biological process: negative regulation of DNA-templated transcription. The record is from RefSeq and is a predicted model, not a curated record. Gene Ontology annotation, cellular component: nucleus. Lineage: Eukaryota; Metazoa; Chordata; Mammalia; Rodentia; Bathyergidae.